UGGACGAUUCUUUCACCGAAGGGGAAAAAUUGUUCCUGGAAAAAUCGGCGUGACUGUCCUGCGACAAUUGAACGAGCGCUGAACAGUCUCCUGAGAUAUUUGUGAAUUAAUUUUCAACUGUAAUUUUCAUUCUUCAGCGGUUCAUCGUCAUUUUGCGGAAAUUGUUUCGACGUUUGGUUCGUUUCGAUUGGCCGUAAUCUCUGGGAUCCAGUCUAAACAUGUUUGCUGGUGGCCAAUAGCAGCCGAGGGAAUUCAAAACUCCGUAACCGUUCCCCCGAGAAACCGUCAAGUCCUCGCGAUCAGUGCGAGACGUUUUAUUUUGCGAGGGAGAAUGUGCGUCCUCGGGUUUGUGUCGCCUUUCGUCCGAAUUUUCAUUGAAUUUUGAUUAUUUUUGGGUGACAGACAGCUGUGAUGAUGAGUGAAACAAUUGGCGAUGUCUCGAGGAAUGAGCGACUGUUGGAUUCCAUUCGUCCUUCUGAAGGCGCAGUCCUUCGAAAUGAAAUGUCAUAUCUCUAUGGAAGAGACCCCAGUAUCCUGGCAUACAGCCAGCGUCCAGGGCCAUCAGCCCAGUGUAAGAAGAAUCUCUCCUCCGACUACGAGAUCGAGGAGUCAAUGUGCCCUGAGGGUGCCUCCCUGGGGUCUGAGUCCCUGUCCUCGCAGACUGUCAAAGUCUAUCUACGCCUCAAGCCCUUCCCAAGGAAGAUCAAGCUGUCAGAUGAGCAGGAAGCUGCUUAUGAGAUCAUAAAUUGCACUACUCUGCUCACAAGAAUUCCAUGCCUCGACAGCACAACGAUUUCACUGAAGAAAAAUUGUCAGGUGGACACUGUUUGCAGAAAAUUCACGUUCACAGAGACCUUUGGCCCUGGGACUUCGCAGUUGACGUUGUUCGAAAGGGUCAUCCAGCCACAGAUGGUGGAAUUCUUUGGGGGACAGAAUUGCAUUGCUAUGACCUAUGGUACGACAAACUCAGGCAAAUCCCACACCCUCCAGGGAUCGACCUCCUGCCCAGGAAUAAUCCCCAGAAGCCUCGAGUACGUCUUCUCCAACAUAAACCCAAAGACAUCCCCCUGUUACAAGCCACUCCACAACUGCGACGUGAUAAGUCUCAGUGCGAGUGAGCGUUUGGCAGAGAUCGACGCAAAAACCAAGAUAUUGUCCUCGAUAAUCGGCGAGAAGCACCAGUACAUAAACGCCUACAAACAAAUGCAGAAGCUCCUGGAGGAGGAGUCCCCCCAGCGACCGAGUGAGGCGUCAGAUGCCCAGUACCUGGUCUGGGUCUCCUUCGCCGAGAUCUACAACGAAGUUAUUUACGAUCUGCUGUCCAACGAGGCCCAGAGACGGAGAACGCCCCUCAAACUAGCCACUGACAACCACGGGAGGGCCUUCAUCAAGGGGCUCAAGACAGUCUGCGUUAAUUCAGGGUCUGAGGCUUAUCAAGUACUUAUGGCUGGCCAGUGCAAUCUCAAAGUCGCUGCCACAGCUCUCAAUGCCAGGAGCUCAAGAUCUCACUGCAUUUUCACAAUUACAUUGCUCCAAUUUUACGGUGAAAAUAAACCUGAGUCUGUGGAAAUUAGCAGGUUCUCCUUCUGCGACCUGGCGGGCUCGGAGCGCCUGAAGAAGACGCUGAACGUGGGGGACCGCCUCCGGGAGGCCCAGAACAUCAACACCAGCCUCCUAGUGCUGGGUCGCUGCCUGAAGUCCAUCUACGAGGGUCAACUGGUGAAGCAGCGUCACGAGCACAUCGGCCCCUUCCGCGAAUCCAAGCUGACGCGCCUCUUCCAGCAGGCCCUGUCAGGCAAAGAGCCCCUGGCCCUGAUCGUCAACGUGAACCCCCUCCCCAACCUCUACGAGGAGACCCAGAACGUCCUGAACUUCGCAGCAAUAGCGAAGAAGAUAAUAAUCCAGCCGAAGAAAGAGAAACGCCGAAGAUCCCGCACGAGGUUCUCCCUGGUGGUGGCGCAGAGUGCGAAGACAGCAACAGACUGGGAGGACACAGACCUGGAGAUAAUAACCGAGCAGUCGUCGCUGGAGGCAGAGGAGAGCGAGAGCAACUUCUCCUUCCUCCAAGAGGACUACGACGAACUGCUGGCUGAGAACGAGCGCCUCAAGCACGAGAACGCAGCCCUGAAGGCCUCCAACAUAAAAAGAGACAUUCAAAUCCGCGAGGAGAUGGCCAACUCGUACUCUGAGAUGAUGGACAAGCUGGAGAGGGACUACAAGGCGAAGAUGCAGGACAUGGAGGACCAGCAGGAGGACCUGCUGGAGUGGCAGUUGUCCCGGCUGAGGGCGUACUACGAGAAGAAGCUCGCCUGCAACAAGCGAAAGAGAUCUGACGACGACGACGAGGAGGAGGAGGAUGAGGCGAGCAUCAAAGAGCUGGAGGCACAGGUCUCCAAGCUGUCGUCGGAGGUGACGAGCCUCAAGGGGACGAUAAAGGACCUCCGCAGGGGGAAGGAGAGCCUCGAGGGGGAGAAGAACACCCUGAUAUACGAGUCCAGCCUCCUCAAGGACGAGUUGAAGAGUGUGAAGGCCCUCCUGGCGUCGAUGGAGGCCGACGUGACCAAGGGUGAGGCCAACGUCUUCGUGGUUGAGCUGAAGGAGCAGCUGAGUGCAGCCAGGGAGAAGAUAAAGUACCUGAAGGACAUGCUCAACAACGCCAAGAUCGACCACAUAACCAUCGAGGAGGACUACCGAGCUGAGGAGGGGGCGCUCGCCCAACUGAAGGCCAAGUACGCCGAUCAGACUGAGAGGUGUCAGGACCUCGAGAAGGAGCUGGAGGAUGCCAAUGCCCUGCUGAGGGUGGAGGUCCAGGUGAAGGAGGAACUCGAGAAUCAGCUCGAGAGGGAGAUCCAGUUGAGAGCCCAAGCUGAGAAGCAACUGAAGAUGCUGAAGGGGGAGAUGAACAGCACGAAGACCUUCAUCAAGCAGGAGAUGCUGUCUCCAACGAUGGAGGACUCCAGCGAGGCGUCACAGAGCCGAGAGGUCUUCCUGGAGUUCAGGGAUAUUCCGGUGGAGAAUCACGAUCAGUCGGGCGUGGUCGAGGGCCUCAAGAGGGAGAUUCAGCUGCUGGAGGAGGAGAGGAACUCCUUGAGUGAGAAAUUGUCCCAGAGUGUUGGCGAAGUGGACUCUCUGAGGGAAGACUUGAGGUCAGCGAAGGAGAGGCUCGACGAGAUCACUGUGCAAUUGGCGCAGAUGAAGACCUCACGACUGUCGAGUGCCGAAAUCAUAUGUGAUGAUGGUGACACGAAGCAGGAGGGAAAUGCAGAGGUUUCUCCUGGGGUUGAUCAGGUCAUCCAGACGAGCUUCUCAGCACCUGUGAACGAGCACAAGUCCCUGCAGACUACAUUAAAUGGGACUGAGGAGCUGGGGGAAGUUCAGAAGGAGCUUGAAGACCUGAAAAAUCGGUACGAAGCACUCAAAUCCCAGCAUGAGGACCAGGUGUCGAGAAUCCAGGAGUUGACUGACGAAUUGGCCACUGCCAGGGGGAAUUUGGAGGCUCGGGACGAUCAGGAGAGAAAACUCGUCGAGGAGAUCCAGCAGUUGCAGCUUAGGCUGAGUGAAACAUCGAGGGAAAAGGAGGAUCUCUCGAGGCAGGUCGAGCAGCUCCAGAAAGCCCCGGAGGACUUGGAGGCCGAGCUCAGAGAGCACGAGAAGAACCUGGGAUUACUGGAGAUAAAAAUGGAGGACUUGCAGAAGUCCGAGGAGGUGAGGACCGAAGAGUCCAGGAAACUGAAGGAGGAGCUGGCCUCGUGUGAAUCUGAAUACAACGCCCAGAUUUUAGAGCUCAAGGAGAAACUCACGAGCCUCGAGGCCAGGAGUUCAGAGAAUAAUCGAGCCCUGGAGGAGCGUGUGGAGAGGAUCCAGCAGCUGGAGGCCAGGCUCGAGCAGAUGGAGCGCCUGGAGAACGAGAUUUCUGAAGCCAAUGCCCUGGUAUUGAAGUGCCAGUCAGAGAAGACUCAACUGGAGAUUGAAGUCAAGAAGAAUGAAGAGAAAAUUUCCCAGCUGACGUCGCAGCUCGAGCAGUCGACGCUGGCAGGAAGGGACAAGGACGACGAGAUUGUGAGGCUGCAGAAGGAGGUGAAGUCCCACAUCACGAAGAUUGCUGAUGUCAGCGGUGAUGCUGACAAUGAGAAAGCUCACAAGAGGGUCAUACAGGAGUUGAGUGAGACUCGAGAGUCCCUGGAGCGUUACAAAAAGCUGAAUGAAGAGCUGGAGACGAAGGUGAGGAACCUGGUGGAGAGUCGAAACGAAAAUUACGAGCAGACCCAGAAUAUUAUUGCGAGUCUUCAGCAGAAUAUCUUGGAGCAAAAGGCGGAGAUCAAAGACCUGAAGACGACCAAUGCCAGUAUCAUAACGAGUCUGGAUGAGAAAGAAGUGGCGAUGGAGAAUUUCAAGAGGAAUCGAGACGAGAUGAUCGCCAAGUACGAGGUUUUGGUGAAGAAUCUGCAGGAGGACCUCGAGAGGGAGAAGAGGGAGGUCAUGAGGUUCCAGGAGCUGUUCAGCAGGCAGGCACUGACCCCUCGGGAGAAGGAGGACAGCUCCAUGAAGUUCAGGGCUCCCUCGGACGAUCGAACUGCCUUGAAGCAGAGGGAGAACAAGGGCAGGGAUGACAACACCUCUGACGAGGUGUCACCCAAGUCCUCCAGCUCGAGACGACCGCGAAGGGGGAGGAAGGCCGCUGUGCCCGAGACGUCUAAUGAUGAGAACGAUAUCCCGGUGAUUGAACUGUCGGGGUCUGAGUCGAAGAGAACUACCAGGAAAACUGCUGCCGCCACUGCUGCACCUCCCAGCGAGAAACGGCCUGGCAGGAGGAAGAAACUUUUUAAUCCCGAUCAGAGUCUUGUGGAUAUUACUCCUGAGGAGGUAACACCUUCCCCUGCAUCGACUCGUUCAAUGAGAGCCCGAAGGAAGUGAUUCCGCAAUCAAAUUUAUUGUUCCACGAAAUUUGCUUAAUGUUUUUUAUAAUCUGAGAUAGUUUUAAGAAUUGUACGCACCAUCAUUGUAAAGAUAUGUUGUAAAAAGUUUUUCAUUUUUAUAUGUUCAUUGUAACUCGUAAAUUAAUCGAAUAAACCAUCAAGAUUCUAUACCUGA
This is a messenger RNA of Diachasma alloeum, 5091 nucleotides long. RefSeq names its product kinesin-like protein KIF20A. The record is from RefSeq and is a predicted model, not a curated record. Gene Ontology annotation, biological process: mitotic spindle organization; microtubule-based movement. Bases 412 to 4914 code for a protein of 1500 amino acids. Gene Ontology annotation, molecular function: microtubule motor activity; microtubule binding; ATP binding. Lineage: Eukaryota; Metazoa; Arthropoda; Insecta; Hymenoptera; Braconidae. The transcript is spliced from 4 exons.